This is a messenger RNA of Castor canadensis (American beaver), 1386 nucleotides long. RefSeq names its product CXADR cell adhesion molecule (gene Cxadr). Gene Ontology annotation, biological process: homotypic cell-cell adhesion. Gene Ontology annotation, molecular function: cell adhesion molecule binding. The record is from RefSeq and is a predicted model, not a curated record. Lineage: Eukaryota; Metazoa; Chordata; Mammalia; Rodentia; Castoridae. Gene Ontology annotation, cellular component: bicellular tight junction; intercalated disc; basolateral plasma membrane.
AGUCGGGAGUGUGCGAGGCUCGGGGAGACUGAGAUCCUGAGCUAGAGCCGCCUUGUCUGCAGCCACCACCCACGGCCGAGCAGCCACCAUGGAGCUUCUGCUGCGCUUCGCGUUGCUGUGCGGCGCCGCGGAUUUCACCAGAAGUUUGAGUAUCACUACUCCUGAACAGAACAUUGAAAAAGCCAAAGGGGAAACUGCCUAUCUGCCAUGCAAGUUUACCCUUAGUCAAGAAGACCAGGGACCUCUAGACAUUGAAUGGCUGCUGUCACCAUCCGAUAAUCAGCAGGUGGAUCAAGUGAUUAUUUUAUAUUCUGGAGACAAAAUUUAUGAUGACUACUAUGAAGGCCUGAAGGGGCGAUUACAUUUUACAAGUGAUGAUCUCAAAUCUGGUGAUGCAUCAAUAAAUAUAACAAAUUUGCAGUUAUCAGAUAUUGGCACAUAUCAGUGCAAAGUGAAAAAAGCUCCUGGUGUUGCAAAUAAGAAAGUUCUGCUAACAGUUCUUGUUAAACCUUCAGGUACAAGAUGUUUUGUUGAUGGAUCAGAAGAAAUCGGAAAUGACUUUAAACUAAAAUGUGAACCAAAAGAAGGUUCACUUCCAUUACGAUAUGAAUGGCAAAAGCUAUCUGACUCCCAGAAAAUGCCCAGCCCCUGGUUAGCAGAAAUGACAUCACCUGUUAUAUCUGUAAAAAAUGCCACUUCUGAAUACUCUGGGACAUACAGCUGUACAGUCCAAAACAGAGUGGGCUCUGAUCAGUGCCUGCUUCGCCUAGAUGUUGUUCCUCCUUCGAAUAGAGCUGGAACAAUUGCAGGAGCCAUUAUAGGAACUUUACUUGCUCUUGUGCUCAUUGGUCUUAUCAUCUUUUGCUGUCAUAAAAAGCGCAGAGAAGAAAAAUACGAAAAGGAGGUUCACCAUGACAUCAGGGAAGAUGUGCCUCCUCCAAAAAGCCGGACAUCCACUGCCAGAAGCUAUAUCGGCAGUAACCAUUCCUCCUUGGGAUCCAUGUCUCCUUCCAACAUGGAAAGUUAUGCCAAGACUCAGUAUAACCAAGUACCAAGUGAAGAAUCUGAACAUGCUCCUCAGAGUCCAACUCUUGCACCUGCUAAGGUAGCUGCCCCUAAUCUAAGUCGAAUGGGAGCGGUUCCUGUGAUGAUUCCUGCACAGAGCAAGGACGGGUCUAUAGUAUAGAGCCUCUGAACCUCUCUUCUUUGCUCUGUUUCUUUUCUUCUCUUGAUGUAUAAGAACCUAUUGUGGCAUGAAUUUUGUUAACAGCCUCAAAAAUUAUAUAUAUAUACAUACCAAGAAACUGUGAGAAAUAUUCUUCACACAAUUUUGUUUGGUUUGAAUGAAAUAAAGGCAUUAUAGUUAGUAAAGACAUUCACCAUCUG